AUGCCAUCCAAGAAGCAGACUGAUGUGAGUGGUGGGGACAGGCAGCCCGACGAGACUCCCACAUUUUGCUCGUUGGAGAACCUGAAGGUUGCACAAGUGCAGGUGGUUGGUGGAACACUGAACGGAUUCUCAAUUGGCUUUGUUGCCGUGUAUGCUUAUUUCUACCUGAUGUCCACGGACUGCUCGAUGUACAAGAAGGAGGUGGCUUGCAACAGGGUAUUGAACGCGGAGUGUUCUUGGAACGGAACACGUGGGGAAUGCGGCUGGAACGGCUUUACCUGCUUUUGGGGGCACGGUAAGGAUAAGACGCCAUGUUUGGAUGAUAGCAGGUGCAAGUGGGUGUACAGCGACGAAGAGUGCAAGAAUCCGACUGGGUACAGCUCGUCCUAUAACGGCAUCUUUGCUGGUGCGAUGAUUGUUGGCGCAAUGAUUGGGUCGAUCUAUGCCGGGCAGUUUGCCGCGAGGUUUGGUCACAAGGUGUCGUUCCUGAUCGUCGGCAUCGUUGGCGUUGUGUCAUCCGUGAUGUACCAUGUGUCCUCGGCAACGAAUGAGUUUUGGGUGCUGUGCGUUGGUCGUCUACUGAUAGGUGUUGUACUCGGUCUUGUGAACGUUGCAUGCCCCAUGUAUGUCGACCAGAACGCCCACCCGAAGUUCCUUCACGUGGACGGUGUUCUGUUUCAGGUGUUCACCACGUUUGGCAUUAUGUUUGCUGCAGCGAUGGGGUUGGCUAUUGGGCAAAGCGUCAACUUUGACAAGGACACCAAAAUGGAUGCCCGCAUGCAGGGCUACUGUGCCUUUUCUACGCUGUUGUCGGUGCUCAUGGUCGCGCUUGGUAUCUUCUUGGGCGAGAGCAAGACGAAGUUUACGAGCGGCAAGCACGAGGACGAUGGCACUGCGCUGGACCCGAACGAGUACAGCUACUUGCAGAUGCUUGGACCUUUGGCGAUGGGACUAGUGACUUCCGGGACGCUGCAACUGACUGGCAUCAAUGCCGUGAUGAAUUACGCGCCAAAGAUUAUGGGCAACUUGGGGAUGGUGCCUCUUGUGGGCAACUUCGUGGUGAUGGCGUGGAACUUUGUGACAACUCUCGUCUCGAUUCCACUUGCCCGGGUCCUCACGAUGCGCCAGCUGUUUCUUGGUGCCUCGCUUGUAGCGUCGGUCUCGUGUCUGCUCUUGUGCGGGGUCC
This is a messenger RNA of Trypanosoma cruzi, 1186 nucleotides long. Its product is annotated as hexose transporter, putative. Gene Ontology annotation, cellular component: membrane. Gene Ontology annotation, molecular function: hexose transmembrane transporter activity. The record is from RefSeq and is a predicted model, not a curated record. The annotation marks the transcript as partial. Gene Ontology annotation, biological process: monosaccharide transmembrane transport. The transcript has a single exon. Lineage: Eukaryota; Euglenozoa; Kinetoplastea; Trypanosomatida; Trypanosomatidae.